Messenger RNA from Fusarium verticillioides 7600, 2205 nucleotides. RefSeq lists its product as hypothetical. The transcript is spliced from 3 exons. Gene Ontology annotation, molecular function: long-chain fatty acid-CoA ligase activity. Gene Ontology annotation, cellular component: endoplasmic reticulum; membrane. NCBI's taxonomy places the organism in Eukaryota, Fungi, Ascomycota, Sordariomycetes, Hypocreales, Nectriaceae. The record is from RefSeq and is a predicted model, not a curated record. Bases 185 to 1870 code for a protein of 561 amino acids.
CAAUGCCGCCUCAUGCUCUUCCCCGCCCAAAACCUGAGACCUCCAUUAUAAUACUACACCCAAGUCCACACUAGGCGAAUGAUUCUUAAAUCUGCAUGGCUGAUUUGCCCCAGCUUCAACUAUAAUAGAGUCCCGGAAUAUCUGUCGCAUUGCAACACACGAUAAGCGAGGCACACAACCGAUCAUGGGCGUCUUUGACAGCCUCGACGCAGGCGUCACCAACCUGUUCGGUCAAUGGAACGUCUAUUCGACUGGUCUGGUGACCCUCCUGCUGGCUGUUGUCUCAUAUCGAGUUAUCUCGACCCGCGAUCCCGAUGUGCAUCCCAUGCUCCUGGCUCGCCAAGCCGUCCCGUCUUCAGUCCGAAAUGAAGGAGAGAGUCCUAUUUAUCGAUCCCAGGCUGCCCCUCAUGGCAUGCCGCUCAAUACUGGCCUUAAUGUGAAGGAUUCUGGAGCUUCUAAGUGGUCUCGCGGUCGUGAUGGCGACUUGAGAGAUGUCUGGAAGAGGGCGGCUGAGGGCGGCGAGAACGGGGCCAAGGGAAGGAUUCUGACUGUCCUCGGUUCCCAGAACGUCGUGGAUCAUAAGCUCGAUGAUAUCACUCGUCAGAUUAAUCUUAUUGGUCAGCACAUUGCCGAGACUGGUGGUAUUAGGGUUGCCGUUUACCUCCCGAACUCAGUUGAACUCUUGGUAACGCUUUUCGCCUGCAGCUUUUAUCAAAACCUCACAACGGUUCUGAUCCCUUUUGAUGUGUCCAAUGAUGAGCUUGUUUCUAUGUUACGCCGCUCUGCUGCUGAUACCUUGAUUACCGCUCCUGGCGCAUUCCCUUUCGAUGCUGUAAUCCAGGCCUACCCAUCUCUUCGACAGCUCAUUUGGGUCACAGACGAAGGAAGUAGCCACAUGGACUGGAAUGAGAUCCCUGAAGGUACUGGCGGCAACAUCAACGUCGCUACUUGGCAGGAUAUUCUUCGCGACUCCCCCGCCCAUGCCGGCACAGAGCUCCCGACUAUUGACCCCUCGAAGACUCCCUCCGAUGUCGUCACCUUUUGGCAGACUGAGCCUGGCGAGGUUGAGGAAAUGGUGCGCUUCAGUCAAGCCAACCUUGUCUCUGCUAUUUCUGCUCAACUCGCUGCUAUCCCUACCAAGGAGCGCAUCAACGCUUCGGAUCUUUUUUUACCCGCUGAUUCUCUUGCCAACGUCUAUACACUCGUUCUUACACUUGGCGCUCUCUAUUCGAAUGCUUCCAUUGCGCUGAACUCGGUCGCCGGCAAGUCACCAGACCUGGUUCUAGCAACUCAGGGAGUUGCUCCCACUGUUUUGGUUGCUAGUCCCGAGACACUUCUCAAGACUCAUAAGGAGUCCACUUCUAGGCUGACAUCUUCUUUGGCCAACGCCUCUCAUGUCAUGGCAACUCGUUCUCUGGCCCUGGAGGGAGUUCAUGCCACCUCUAACUUGCUUUCUGGUUUCUCUUCUGGCGCAGCCCCGGCCCUUGGCACAACACCUGGCAAACUUCGUCUGGUGUUAGUUGCAGAGCGUGCAGGUUCUGAUACCCCUCUCCUCCCGGCCAACGUUUUGUCGGAUCUACGUAUCUUUACUGGGGCGAGGGUUGUGUACGCUUUAACCGCAGCCAAAGUGGCUGGAGCUAUUUGCCAGACCGCUCUUUACGACUAUCGACUCCCGGUUGAUGCCAAGACACACUUCGGUCCUCCAUUGACCAGUGUCGAGCUAUAUCUCAAGGACGCCGGCGCUCACAAGACUACUGAUGAGAAAAUCGAAGGCCACAUUGUCGUGAGAGGACCUUCCGUGGCUGGAGGAGAAGUCAACGUUGGGAUUCCCGGAAAAAUUCGACAUGACAAUACCCUUGCUUAUGCCUGAAUUUGUAGAGCUGGGUGUGGAAUAGAGAGGCGAUGUCAGAGGAGAUGGAGACAGCAAGAUAUACAGAUUGAUCGAACUUGGCCUCUCAGUCCAUGGAGAAUUCUAUCUAGCAUUUAUGAUCUUUUCGUGGUUCGCUCGAAACCGAGAGAAUACGAUAUACAAAAGUAUGGCGUUCCCUUAUUCUUGUCCAAUACCAUGCAUUAGAUAUCAACCCAGUUGGAUCAGGCUAUUUCUUUUAUGUCUAUAUUGCCCUGAUCUAAUGUGACUACGGCAAUCCAGUUUCACAAACAAUCCGAAAAAAUAAAUAAACACACUUAUAUACUACCAAAAGGCCC